CGCGGUGUGGGAGAAGGGUGGCAGGGGGCGACCGUGCAGGGCAGCAAAGCCCCGCCGGCCUCACCUUACACCAACGACAACAAGCCUUGUUCUGGCUCCCCAAAGGAACGGGCUCACCGAGGACACAGCGCAGCGCUCGCUCCAGGCCAGCCCACCAUGGGUGUAGUCACCACUGCAAGCGUAACCACGGUGCUCUGUGUACUCAUCAUCGCAUGUGCAUAUGUAGCAGACUCUGCCAAGAUGUCCAAGGAGAAGCCAACUCCCAAUGAGGACACCAGGGAGGAAACAACGCCAGAUGAGAAAUUUGGGGAGGAAACAACUCCUGAUGAAGAAUCUGGGGAGGACACAACUCCAGAUGAGGAAUCUGGGGAGAACACAACUCCAGAUGAGGAAUCCAAGGACAAGAACAGUUCAGGGAAGAAACAAGAAACCAAAACAACUGCCACCGGAGCUGCCAUUGGAGCCGCCAUUGGAGCCACGGUGGGAGCAGCAGUGGCACUGGUUGGCAUCCCAUUGGUCAUCGGCGCGCUGGGGUUCACAGGAGCUGGCAUCGCCGCUGGCUCCAUCGCUGCCAAGAUGAUGUCGGCAGCGGCCAUCGCCAACGGUGGCGGAGUGGCUGCUGGCAGUACCGUGGCUGUGCUGCAGUCCAUCGGAGCUGCAGGUUUCUCUAUUGGUGCAAAAAUUGGGCUGACAUCCGCCCUGAGCUCAGCUGGUGCAGGAACUGGUGCCUUACUGUCAAAUUUGAUGGAAAACUCCAACGAAGAUAUCUAAGUGGCAAACCCAAGAAAAAAUAAGUCCGGUGAUGAUCACAAGGAGACAACUUCAGAUGAGGAACCCAAGAGAAGMCAAGCAGAUGCCUGAUCCCAAGACCUUGCCAUGCUGAUAGCAGCUGCUGGGAAGCYCCCACAGACCCCUCAGUGCCUCACCUGUCCUUUGAAAAGCUUUSGAUUCCCUCGAGUAAUGAGUGCCCUGAAGCCAAUAAAGACGCUUUGCCUGCAG
Malurus melanocephalus (red-backed fairy wren) is the source of this 999-nucleotide messenger RNA. RefSeq names its product interferon alpha-inducible protein 27-like protein 2A. Gene Ontology annotation, biological process: apoptotic signaling pathway. Gene Ontology annotation, cellular component: membrane; mitochondrion. The coding region runs from base 157 to 771 and encodes 204 amino acids. The transcript is spliced from 6 exons. The record is from RefSeq and is a predicted model, not a curated record. NCBI's taxonomy places the organism in Eukaryota, Metazoa, Chordata, Aves, Passeriformes, Maluridae.